AUGGCAGGCCCAGACUAUGAUGGGCUUUUGUGUGAGAAUCUGAUUAUGGCAUGCCGGACCGGUGCAGACAGGUAUUGCAGCAUCCGCCGGAGGGAAGAAGCGGGUGCUUCAAGUAUGUCGCCGAUGAAAAGCCCUUUUUUCCCCUUUGACUCGAGCGUUCACGGACGCACGGGGACGCUGUUCAUGGCUAAUGCACGUCUAAGCCCGUCCCCAAGUGGCCGUGGCCGUGGCCGUGGCCGAGAGGAGAGAGGGGGCGUGCUCUAUCUGUCUCCGCCAACCUCACAGUGGCCAUCCGUGAAUAGCAAACCAACAACGGCAGGGCAGCACAACGUGGCUCCGUCCUGGGCACGAGACCGAGCAGGACAGCACACAGCACACAACCGGCAAGGCCAGGUCGAAUACGGGUCAGGCCGAAGCAACGACGGCUCCAUCCAAGCUAGACGUCACGCCCAUGGCAUGGCCGGCAGUUCACCGCAGUUCACCGCUCCUCUGUGCAUGCCAUGGCAUGCUUCUAGUGCAUCGCCGGGCGCUCACAGCCCACAGUGGGGGGGCUUGACCGGAGCCGUCGAGGCAGAUAUUGCAGGGCGUGGAGCCACAGUGGCCGUUGGCAGCCCUCGGGCGUGA
Molecule: messenger RNA, 624 nt
Organism: Bipolaris sorokiniana ND90Pr
Lineage: Eukaryota; Fungi; Ascomycota; Dothideomycetes; Pleosporales; Pleosporaceae
Exons: 2
Coding region: 1-624 (207 amino acids)
Source: RefSeq, a predicted model, not a curated record